GUUGGCCUGGACUCAUCGCAAUCUCGGAGAGGUUUAUUUGUUUUUUGAGUCAACUAAAUCGUGCCUCCAACAAAUGCCGAACUCUGUUUUGCUCCCUGCAUCACAGCAAUCGACGAUGGAGAUGAUUUUGUUCCGAUUAGAUCUAGGGUUGGCUCACUGUUUUGCAUGCAAUUGUGCCGAGAGAAGGGGUGGCUUGAAUCUGUUUUGGCAGGAUGAGUUUGCCGUUCAAUUUUCCUCUUUCUCGCCAUUAUCAGAUCUAGGGUGGGCUUUGUUGUUCUGGGAGCAAUUGUGCCGAGAGAAACCAUCUCACAUUGAGGUCGUAAUAGUAGAUCCGGGUGGAUGUCAAUGGCUUUUAACAGAGUUUUCCGGCCAACCAGAGACGGAUUCCCCUCUGCUUUGGUCGCGUUUAGGUGCCAUCAAUGCUACCUUGAGCAAAUCGGAAAAGGAGAAGGGCAUUCUCUUCUUCUGGUUAGGUUCUGCGUGGGGGGAUAUAAGUGGGUUUUGGUGUGGAAGGUCAAAUUUCCAUGCUGUGAAGGAAGAUGGUGGUGUUUUGCAGGGGCAGCAUGGCCCUCAAGCUGGUAAAGGGGCUCUUGAUCCCUUAUUAACCUAUGAUAGCCAGGGAUUGUUGAGGAUUGGAACAGAUGGGCAUAUGUUUGGAUGCACUUGCAGACGAAUUGGGUACCUGGCGACUGCACAGAGGAGGACCACACCCCUCCUCUUGAUUAUUAUUUUUUAAGAAAUAGCUUGGAUGGCAACCUAUAGUUUGGGGACUGUUUGUUGCCAAAAUCCGUUCUCUCCCCGAGAAGCUGGUUAAUUAGGUGAGGACGUUCAGUAGCUUUCGAUGCUCAUAGGGACCUUCCUUUCUACAUUAGUAGCCCUAUUUAGCCCAUACAGCGAUUGCACUUUGCAAUCUCUAGUUGUAGAUGGCUCUCUUUACUUAAUUGUCUAUAUUCGUCAUGGGCAUAGUUUAAAUCUGUUACUAGGCUGUAGGUUAUGCUUCUGCUGCUGAUUUUGCUGUUUAAGCUCUUAUGCGUUAGGCUAUAUGUCAUAUGAUGGAGUUUUUACUGUACUUUUCUUAUUAUUCAAUAUAUUUCUCCAUUUCUU
Rubroshorea leprosula is the source of this 1104-nucleotide messenger RNA. The record is from the annotation of a GenBank genome assembly. NCBI's taxonomy places the organism in Eukaryota, Viridiplantae, Streptophyta, Magnoliopsida, Malvales, Dipterocarpaceae.